Molecule: messenger RNA, 607 nt
Organism: Nematocida homosporus
Lineage: Eukaryota; Fungi; Microsporidia
Exons: 1
Source: RefSeq, a predicted model, not a curated record
AUGAUGAUGAGGUUAUGGCCGAAAAAGCUGUUCUGGCUUAAGUGGGUUGCUGUCUGGCUAGUUGUUGUUUUAAUAUGUUGGCUGCUUAAGACAUACGGAGUGUACGAUUGGGUUUAUGCGCGCUUAAUUCGCAAGCCAAGUGAUGCUACUCCAGAUAAUCUGACUAAACCGACUAGAGUAGAUCAAGACACCCAAACAGAGCCUAUAACAACUCUGGAUGACAAACAGAAGAAGGAAAGUAGAGAGAAGAAACAGCCAGGAGCCAAAAUCAGUGAGAGUACAAGUUCUGCUGGCAUAAAUACUAACUUGUCUUUGGAUUCUCAGUCCAACCCACCACCACAACUCCACCCAAGCCAAGCCAACUCUAUACCAAGUAAUGAUGCUAAUGCGAAGUCAAAAAGCCAAGAAUCGGCAAGAAGUGCCAGUUCAACUGAAGUGGGUGUUAGUAUUGGGUUAGAAGAGAGGCCAGAAGAACAAGUGCAGCACUUAGCACCUGUCCAAGAAGAAGAUGAGGAAGAAGAAGUGAGUUCUCAACCAUCAACCAAUACUAAACUAACCCAAACCCAGCCACCCAACCCAACAACACCAGAUGCUCCACUAGUUAAGU